Messenger RNA from Linum tenue, 2185 nucleotides. The record is from the annotation of a GenBank genome assembly. Lineage: Eukaryota; Viridiplantae; Streptophyta; Magnoliopsida; Malpighiales; Linaceae.
AGCAGUCACCGUAAGUUCAUCCACGGCGAUGCUGGUACGCCUCUUUAGUCCUGAAUGCGAGCCCCUGAACAUUGCUGCUUUCGAAAAACCUGCAUAGUCAAGGCCACGAUAGCCUUCCUUAGCCUAUGGCUAUGGAUCGGUUGCUCAAUUCUUCGUGACUAGUGGAAACUUCUCUGCCAGACUUAAAACAUUCUAUGUGAAGACUUGUGCUUAAACAAAUAUCAGAACGUCAUUCCUGCCUAAUUAUGCAACAAACACUUGGCUUACUGAUUUGGGCCACUUAUUUGGAUGAUUUGUUUGAAAUGAAUUUGGUUGAUAUUGGUUGAUUCAUUUCUCUACCCCCCAAAAUUGUUCAGUUUUGGUAAAAGAAUCGGGAUUUGGGUAUUCUUGAUGAUAUACCUAGAAAAGAUGAAUUAGUAAUGAUGCCUGUGAAUGGGGAAUAAUAAGCUUAUUAUUAGCCUUAGGGAGAUUGCUGCAUUCACGGGGUUACUGACAAAAUGGUCUCACGGGCAGAUGGAAGGACUCUUAAAGAAGAAAAGGAAAGAAGUGUACACAAAAUAAACCAAUAGAGUAGAUAAUUUUUGCAAGAAAACAAAGCUUUGAGGGGGAAAAUGUGCCCCUUAUUAUUUAUCUCAACUUCUCCUAGGCCAUUCCUUCUGUCUUUGCUUUUUGCAGCCAUUUUCCUUCAAAACAUCAGAGAUAUAAUCAUCCAAUACAAAGCAUCCAAAUAUCCUUUUUAUCAUUGCAUUUGCACCCUUGGGUUUGUGUUACCAUAGCGCUAAAGCUCUACUACAUCUGCACCCAUGGCUGCCAAGAGCUACUCCAUUGUUCUCGAUGCAUCGAUCAUCAUCAUACUAUCCUUCCUAUCACAUUCAGCAACCUCCACUGAUUUCAACUAUCCUGCAGAUUUCAACUUUGGUGAUUCGAACUCCGACACAGGAGACCUCGCUGCUGGCCUCGGCUUUCGUCUUCGCCUCCCCUAUGGACAGACUUACUUCAACCCUCCUACGGGGAGGUUCUGCAACGGCCGCCUUAUCAUCGACUUCCUAAUGGAUGCUUUUUUUCUACCGUUUCUAAGUGCGUAUAUGGAAGCUGUUGGGUUGCGGGAACUUUUGAAGAGGAUGCAACUUUACAGCUGCUGGUUCAACCAUAAAUCCAGCAACACCAACGUCAGUCUGCCCAUUCUCAUUUGUGAUUCAAGUGUCUCAGUUUCUGCAAUUCAAAGCUCGUGUAGUCGAAUUGCUCACCAAAAGUAAGAAGUUUGACAAGUACCUUCCAGCUGAGGACUAUUUCCGGAAGGGCUUGUACAUGUUUGAUAUAGGCCAGAAUGAUCUUGCUGGUGCAUUUUACUCCAAGAGCUACUAUCAAAUCGUCGCCUCGAUCCCAACCACCUUAUUUGAGUUCGAGAAUGGAAUCAAGAGAUUGUACGAUGAAGGAGCGAGGAACUUCUGGAUACACAGCACCGGUCCUCUAGGAUGUUUGGCUCAGAAUGUGGCGAAAUUCGGUACUGAUCCGUCCAAGCUCGACGAGCUAGGCUGUGUUAUUGGGCAUAACCAAGCUGCCAAGCUUUUCAAUCUGCAGUUUCAUGCUCUGACCAAGAAGCUGCAAGCUCAGUAUGCUGAUUCAAACAUCACACAUGUCGAUAUCUACACUAUCAAGUCCAACCUUGUUGCAAACUACUCCAGAUAUGGAUUUGAGCAGCCCAUAAUGGCUUGCUGUGGCUAUGGAGGACCACCACUGACAGUUACAGCCAAGGUGUGCAAUGACAGUACCGAGUAUGUGAACUGGGAUGGGAUUCAUUACACUGAAGCUGCAAACCAGUAUCUGAACACAGCUUGCUGAGAUCGAUUGCCCUAGCUGAUUCAUUCUUUUACUCCAAGCUGUGAUCGAUUGCCCUAACUGAUUCAUUCUUUUACUCCAACAUCGUAUUCCUUCUCCUGCCUGUAAAACUUAUUACAAAAGGAUAGGAUCUAAUACAAGUGCAUUCUAACAGUGAUCGACUUUGUCACUUUAAGGAAGUCAUUGAUGUUCAGGUAUUCCUAGAUGUUAGCUGCCGUACACCUAUUAUACAUCUGUGAGCAAACUGAAACCAGAUGCAUAAUUGAGCAGACCUUGUGGUGCAAGUUUAUGCACAAUAGACAAAAAUUGAAACAAAAGAAACCACAUUUUAUGAGCACUGAAAAAA